This is a messenger RNA of Zootermopsis nevadensis, 1190 nucleotides long. RefSeq lists its product as uncharacterized. The record is from RefSeq and is a predicted model, not a curated record. NCBI's taxonomy places the organism in Eukaryota, Metazoa, Arthropoda, Insecta, Blattodea, Termopsidae.
ACGCAAGCCUUUGCUUCCUUUUCCAUAACAAAUCACAGUUUCAUAUUUCUGGCACAGUAAUCGGACUGAAACCGAACGCUGCGUUGUUCGAUUGCUUCGGUUGUCAUGUCAGCAGAGUAUGAAGAUUACCGUUCAGGUGUAUUAAGAAUCGACGAAUCAGCCUUCGUUAUACUCGGCGUACUUGGGGCAGUCCUGUUUUUCCUUCUUUACUUGUAUUGGUGUGCUGGAGAGUGUGCGAAGCAGAACAUCCGACGUCUGGGAGUGAUUAUUCUUGUACGCAAGCGUACAGAGAGCGUAGAAACUCUAUGCCCCAGUGUAGAGGACCCCUCAGACAUUGAGACAGCCCCACACAUUCCCCCUGAAACACAAGACGUCGCACCAGCCUCUCAGAUGCUCCACUCACCGGAAACGAAACGCUAACUGGCGAAAACCAGGUCGGUACGCACGAGAAUGAGACAAAAAUUAACAGACGUCGCUCCGAAACUACAAGAACCAACUCGUCAUUCUUCCACACACGUUUAAGAAUAAUGCGUGAGGGCGUAGCAGCUUUCGUGUAUUCGUCUGUCAGUCUUUAUGCACGUAAUUAGAAGUCUAUCGGCUAAAUGUAAUUCUGGUCCAAACUGGUGUCAUUUUACACAAACGAAGAAAAUUUAAUAUGUUUAUAUGUUGUGUAUUUUAAUGAUUUUUUAAAGAUAAUUGCCAGAAAACAAAAUUUUAAAAUUAUACCCAUGAGAAUGCAGCAAAUGACUGUAGCUACAUAACGUGAUAAUUUUUUAAAUUAUAAAUUAAAUUGGCCAUUUAAAAAUGAAUUAACAGAAUGAUUGAUUUAAUUGUUUGUUUUAAUGUUAUUAUGAAUAAAAGCUACUAAAAUCUACCUAAGAUAGGUAUAAGAUUCUGUUUUAAUUUUCAAUUAAAGUAUUGUCGCACUUAAAAUAUUUAAACGUAAAGUCCUUAUUUUAAAUAGUACUUAGAGUUCCUAUUGUUUAUGAUAAGCUAAGUGAUCUCGCAAUAUAUUUUAUUUUUUGAUAUGGAACGAAUAGUAAUACACAGAAAGAAGACUGACAAAUUAGACUGGUUUUAAAUAAAAAAUGUGAUUCUAUGUAGCAACUUUCGGCUUAUAAAUAUGUAACAUACCUACAUGUAUCUACUGAAGAAACAUUAUGUCAUACAAAUAAACUUGAAACUCGUAA